This is a messenger RNA of Histoplasma capsulatum G186AR, 3627 nucleotides long. Its product is annotated as condensin subunit. The record is from RefSeq and is a predicted model, not a curated record. Gene Ontology annotation, biological process: mitotic chromosome condensation. Gene Ontology annotation, cellular component: condensin complex; condensed chromosome. Bases 1 to 3627 code for a protein of 1208 amino acids. The transcript is spliced from 3 exons. NCBI's taxonomy places the organism in Eukaryota, Fungi, Ascomycota, Eurotiomycetes, Onygenales, Ajellomycetaceae.
AUGCCAUCUCGAGUUUCUGCUCGGACCUCGUCAGCAACCGCUGUCCGCAAGUCGUCUGCCCCACCCGCUGAAAAGAACGCGCCGACUGUAUUCAUCCCCGCGGAGCCCUCACUCCCGACCUCCUCCCCGCAUCUCCGGAAAGCCAUUAUCGAGAUUUUCUCAGAUGCUCAACGUUCAACAUCUGGUCACAGGAAGCUUGUCGUGCGGUUAAGGAAAAUACAAGAAGGAUGUUGUGGAUUGCGACAGGAGAAGGCGAAAGGGAAGGGAAACAGAGCGCAUGAAGAGUCCAUAAACGAUAGCUUCACUGACGGCGACGGAGUGGCGGAAAAUGAGUUUAAUAUUGAGGUUUCCAGGUGCAUACUGAGAGUUCUUGGAGUGAAAAAGGCAGAGGGAGCGGGCGAUCGGGUCAUCAAAUUCCUUGGAACUUUCUUAAGAGUAGCUACCGAGAAAGAUUUUGAGCUGUUCCUUCAGGGCGAUCCAGAUGAGACGCAGUCUCUACCGGAGACCCCUACCUCCAGGUUAAUUUUCAACAUCGUGUCAACAAUGACUCCACUGCUAGCGGCCAAAGAAAGGAUUGUUCGGUAUCGUGUAACGCAGAUCAUUACUCACAUUGUCAAUUCGUUAGAUUCAGUGGAUGAUGAGUUAUAUCGCCUCAUCCGACAGGGUUUAGUCAAACGAAUCAGAGAUAAAGAACCCUCCGUUCGUGUCCAGGCCGUAAUGGGGCUUGGGCGACUCGCCGGAAAUGAAGACGAGGACGAUGACUCGAACAAAAACGAUGGAGCAGCAGCGCUCCUGGACAAGCUACUGGACGUCCUUCAAAAUGACACUAGUGCUGAAGUGCGACGGACAUUGCUUCUUAACCUUCCAUUAACGCCAGCUACCUUGCCUUACCUCCUAGAACGGGCUCGAGACCUGGAUGCAUCCACCCGAAGAGCAUUGUACUCACGUCUACUUCCGCAAUUAGGCGACUUUAGACAUCUGUCUUUGUCAAUGAGAGAAAAGCUACUGCGAUGGGGUAUACGGGAUCGCGAUGAUAAUGUCAAGAAAGCGGCUGGUAGGUUAUUCUACGAGCGUUGGAUUGAGGAUUGCGCCGGGAGGUCCGAAACGGGGGAGGAUGGCGAACGACGCACGGACAAAACUGCGCCACCUAGCAUGCCCGCGCUGGUGGAGCUUCUCGAACGGAUAGACGUCGUGAACUCUGGAAUCGAAGGUGGAAUUGCUCAUGAAGCAAUGAAGAACUUCUGGGAAGGACGUCCUGACUACCGUGAAACAGUUGAUUUCAAUGAGCAAUUUUGGGAAUCUCUCACGCCGGAAACAGUGUUCAUGGCUCGAAGCUUCAACCAGUUCUGCAAGGAAGAAGGUGAUGGCAAAUAUGAUAAUUUAGCGGACGAAAAGAUUCCUGAAGUUACUGCCUUGGCGUACUACCUCCAUAAAUACACGACUGCUCUCUUAGACAGGUUAAGUCGACCAGCAGGGGAUGAUCGUGCAGAAGAGGAAACUGUCGAAUGUGAAUUUGUUGUUGAACAACUCUUGCACAUCUGUCUUACUCUUGAUUAUAGUGAUGAAGUUGGCAGAAGAAAGAUGUUUUCUCUUCUAAGAGAGACGUUGGCAGUUCCUAACUUGCCAGAGGAGGUAACAAAGCUUGUCGUGGAGGCUCUGCGAGCGGUUUGCGGCCCUGACGCCGCCGGUGAGAGCGAAUUUUGUGGUGUCGUUCUCGAAGCUGUUGCAGAAGUCCAUGAUACCAUCGUAUCAGAGGAUAGCUUUGUUUCAGCUAAGUCGGAACAAAGCGAGGAAAGUGGAUCAAAAUCUAAACGAAAUCGAUCUGAGACACCUGAGGAUGAGGAUGAAGAAGAUGAGGGUGACAGUGAGGAGGUUCCCUUUAACAAAGAGGAGGCCAAAGCUAAGAUCCUUCGCGAGAUUAUGGUGAACAUGAAAUGCCUCUAUAUCGCGCAAUGUAUGCUUCAGAAUGUUGAAGGAAACUUGCAGGAUAAUAUGCACCUAGUGACCAUGCUGAACAACCUGGUGGUUCCAGCGGUCAGGAGCCAUGAGGCCCCCAUUAGAGAGCGUGGGCUUGAGUGCUUGGGGCUGUGUUGUCUGCUAGAUAAGACACUCGCUGAAGAGAACAUGAGUUUGUUCAUCCAUUGCUACACGAAAGGCCACGAGGCUCUACAGGAAACAGCGAUACGAAUUCUUGCUGAUAUCCUCACAACUCAUACUUCAAUACUUCUGCCAGUCCAAUCGCCAAAUGAAAGCAAUUCUGUGGUUCCUCCCCCAUUCCAAAAGCCAUUGCUCAGGGUGUUCGCCAAGUCAUUGAAAGCCAGCUCCCCGCCAAUUGUCCAAACGGCAGCUGUCACUUCAUUGGCAAAACUGCUUCUUACUGGCACCUUAUCGCCGUCCGGCCCUAAUAUCCCCUCAUCGAUCAAAGAGUUAAAUGAGAACUCCAUUGACACUCUCCUACAAGCUCUCGUUCUCUCAUUCUUCAAUCCCCGGACGCAGGAUAACCUGGCUCUCAGGCAGGCACUUACCUACUUCCUCCCUGUCUACUGUCACUCUCGUCCUGCAAACGCUCAACAUAUGCGCAAAAUCGCUGUAUCGGUAGUGCACUCAGUUUUAUCUGCAGCCGAUGAUUUCUACUCCUUAGAAGCCGAUGAAGACAGCGACGGAGAGAUCGAUGACAGCGUAGGGGAAAAGGAAAUCAAAUCGCUCAUGUCAAAUGUUGUAGGCAUGCUUGCGGAAUGGACAGAUGACCGGCGAAUCGUUGGAUUGGGUGGUGAAGCGCAACUGCCCGGGCUCUCUGUAGCUCCCAAUGUCACCCCAUUCCGUCCCAGCGACAGUCUCCACCUAGCCUUGAUGCGGGAUAUUCUCCAACGCCUUCUCGGAGUUGGCUCCACAAGUGCUUCCACCAAAGAAGAGAAAAAACAUCUACUCUCCUUGCUGGGCAAACUGCAUGUUCCAUCCCCACCUGCACCUCCAACAGCACCUUCGCGAUCGGGGUCGCGCGUGCCCGAUGGUGUAGAUGAUCAUGAAAGUCUUGGCUCCAGCAUGCGCUCCCAUAACACCAACACUCAAGUUCAGUUCGCUUCCGAUGAUGAUGGGGAGUUGCCACUGCUUGUGAAAGAUCUGUUAGACCAGGCAAUCUCCUCCGGUGUUGCGAGUGAUGCGACGAGCAGAAAUGCGCUAGUUAAGGCGAAGAACGCGGUCUUGAAGCUUGUCGCUGCGGUGGUAGCGGCAUCCAAGACCAAUGAGAAGAUAAGAGAUACAAGCCGUGCUGUUUCUGUGAGUAGUAUUGCAAGUAACAGUAGCAGCGGCAGACGGGAGAGUGGGAUCAGCCAAGCAACUAAACGAAGAUCGAGGGAGGUUUCCGCCACCCCUUCAGCGGCUUCCAUGGCAUCCAUGGCGUCUGUGGCUAUCAAAAGGGAGCGGGGGAAUGAUGGGGAGAGCGUUUUAAGCGCUGUGCAGAGUGAGGCUGAGAGUGCGAGUGCGGAUAUGGAUGGUAGUGGGACGGAAGCUGGGGAAGGAGAUGAUGGUGAUGAUACCGUCAUUGCUACAAACCUUGGUGGUGGCGGGAGGAAACGGGAAAGCACUGCUGACACAGGGACGGAUGUAUUUACUGAUGCCGAGGAGUAA